CUUGGAUUGAGGGUCUCUGGCUGCGGAGGGCUCGCUGGCGGCACGCGACGCGGUGCCGAAGUGGGGGGCUCGCUGCUCCGGGGCCGCUAACAUCCGGGUCGGGGGGCUCUCGCGCGGGGUGCGGGGGUCUCUCCGCCGUCCCCGCCCUCCCGCAGGCGCUCCGAGCGCCCCUUGGGAACCGAGUUCCGGUCCCUCCCGCCCACUCGGGCCGGCGAGGGCGCGGGGGCGGGAACCGAGCCCGUGACGCGGCGGAGCGGCCCCGGACGCGCCGCAUAAAUCGCGGUGGCGGCGGCUCCGGGCGCUGACACGUCGAGGGAGCCCGCCCUGAGCUUCCCGCCUCCGUGUCCCCGAGGCCGCGCCAUGCGGUGAGAGCCCCCUGCCCUACCCUACUCGACCCGACUCGACGGACGCGCGGCCCCGCCGACAUCCCCGGACCUGCUGACGCCCCAGGACCUGCAGAUCCCCCGGGACCCGCCGCUCAAGAUGCCCAGAGGCUGCGCCCUCCUGCUCGCCUCGCUGCUCCUCGCUGCGGCCCUUUCAGCCACCCUGGGGCUCGGGUCGCCGGUGAAGGAAAAGAGAGGCUGGACCCUGAACAGUGCUGGCUACCUUCUUGGACCACAUGCCAUUGACAACCACAGAUCAUUUCACGACAAGCAUGGCUUCACUGGCAAGCGGGAACUCGAGCCUGAAGACGAAGCCAGGCCAGGAAGCAUUGACAGGCGGCUGUUGGAGAACAAUGUCGUGCGCACGAUAAUCGAGUUUCUGACUUUCUUGCAGCUCAAAGACGCUGGGGCCCUGGAGCGCCGGCCCGGCCUCCCCGCAGUGCCCUCGGAAGGCGUGGAGCAGUCCUAGGAGGCUCCCAGGGCGGUGCUGCUCUUCGUGGGCAUCGAAGUCAAGCUCGAAGCCUAUGAUAAUCAUACGGCAACGAGUGCAGAGUCAACCACCCCCGUCCUCUCUGCCCUGCUGCUGUGCUCUCAUCAUUUAAGAUUCUUUCCCUUUGGUCAUAAUUUUGAGCGGCAAAUAAAAAACCA
Molecule: messenger RNA, 1031 nt
Organism: Orcinus orca (killer whale)
Lineage: Eukaryota; Metazoa; Chordata; Mammalia; Artiodactyla; Delphinidae
Gene: GAL
Product: galanin and GMAP prepropeptide
Exons: 6
Coding region: 484-852 (122 amino acids)
Cellular component (GO): extracellular region
Molecular function (GO): hormone activity
Source: RefSeq, a predicted model, not a curated record